AUGUCCAUGCUGCUUGUCUUUGGACUGCUGCUGCAUGGUCUCCCGCUGAGUCGCCCCGAGGAGGCUUCGCCCCCGGUCGGGGCCCAGGGCGCCCCGGGCGGGCCCGGGUUCGACUACGCCAGCAUCCGCCUGCCCGAGGAGCACAUCCCCUUCUUUUUGCACAACAGCGGGCAUGUGGCCAGCCUCUGCAGGAAGGACCCACACUGUCCUUUUAAGAAACACUUAGAAAACCUGAAGUUCUGCUGGGGCUAUGAGGAAUCCUGCAGGCCCGAGUUCCGGUUCAGUUACCCCGUCUGCACCUACGUGGACAUGGGAUGGACGGAUACCCUGGAGUCAGCCCGGGACACCUUCUGGCAGCAAGCGGACUUCGGCUACGCGGGUGCACGGAGGCGGGAGCUGCGGGAGCUCUGCCGGCCCCAGCAGGCGAGUGACUCGAGCCUGGUAUGUUCCCGCUACCUUCAGUAUUGCAGAGCAACCAAUCUCUACCUUGACUUAAGAAACAUCAAGAGAAGCCAUGACAGGUUUAAGGAGGAUGUUUUCCAGACUGGUGAGAUUGGAGGACACUGUAAACUGGAUGUGCAUACGUUGAUGUCUGAAGGUCAGCGCAAAAGCCCCCUGCAGUCUUGGUUCGCUGAGCUGCAGAGCUACACUCAGCUCAACUUCAGGCCCAUAGAAGAUGGUAAAUGUGACGUUGUGGUUGAGAAACCAGUCUACUUUAUGAAAUUGGAUGCCGGUGUGAACAUGUACCACCACUUCUGCGACUUCCUGAACCUGUACCUCACACAACACGUGAACAACUCCUUCAGCACCGACGUGUACGUCGUGAUGUGGGACACGAGCACCUAUGGCUAUGGGGACCUCUUCUCUGACACGUGGAAGGCAUUUACUGAUUAUGACGUGAUCCAUCUGAAAACCUAUGACUCCAAAAGGGUGUGUUUUAAGGAAGCGGUUUUUUCCCUGCUGCCCCGGAUGAGAUACGGGCUCUUCUAUAAUACCCCUCUGAUUUCUGGCUGCUACAGCACCGGGCUGUUCCGGGCGUUUUCCCAGCAUGUGCUGCACAGACUGAACAUCACGCAGGAGGGACCCAAGGAUGGAAAAAUGAGAGUGACCAUUCUUGCACGGAGCACAGAGUACCGGAGAAUACUCAACCAGCAGGAGCUCGUGAACGCACUGAAAACAGUCUCCACAUUUGAAGUCCGGAUCGUCGAUUACAAAUAUAAGGAACUUGGGUUUUUAGAUCAGCUAAGGAUCACCCACAACACGGAUAUAUUUAUUGGAAUGCAUGGAGCUGGUCUUACCCACUUACUCUUCCUUCCGGACUGGGCUGCCGUGUUUGAGCUGUACAACUGCGGGGACCAGCGCUGCUACCUGGACCUGGCCCGGCUCCGCGGCGUCCACUACGUCACCUGGCGCAGGCCCAGCAAGGUCUUCCCGCAGGACAAGGGCCACCACCCCACUCUGGGGGAGCAUCCCAAGUUUACCAACUACUCUUUCGACGUCGAAGAGUUCAUGGCCCUCGUCCUGCAGGCCGCAGACCACGUAUGGCGACACCCGAAGUGGCCGUGGCGGAGCAGGCGGGACGAGCUGUGA
Messenger RNA from Pipistrellus nathusii (Nathusius's pipistrelle), 1590 nucleotides. The record is from the annotation of a GenBank genome assembly. Lineage: Eukaryota; Metazoa; Chordata; Mammalia; Chiroptera; Vespertilionidae.